Perkinsus marinus ATCC 50983 is the source of this 898-nucleotide messenger RNA. RefSeq lists its product as hypothetical. The annotation marks the transcript as partial. The record is from RefSeq and is a predicted model, not a curated record. The transcript has a single exon. NCBI's taxonomy places the organism in Eukaryota, Perkinsozoa, Perkinsida, Perkinsidae.
AUGGCGAACUCUGUUGCUGGCUGCAUGAACAAUGCUACCUACCCUGAUGUCUGGGCGCCUACUUUGAUGCUUGCUAGUCCUAGUGGCUAUCUGGCGGAUAAUGGCGUCGAAUAUGUGGACAGCUUCUUCACUGGUACCAAGGUCAAGCUCUACUUCAACGAGCCUGUUAUGAUUGGUACUGGUAAGGUUUGCUUCCUUGCUUACUCAAGCGCUGGUGUCUUCGACCCCAUCGCCUCAAGCUGCGUUACUCCCGCGGUUUCCGCUACUAUCUCCUCAGCGAUUGAGGCCACGGCCCCCGCUGUCAAGAACAGGAGAUAUUACAUCACCGUUGAUGGCAACGCUGUCCAAGAUUUGGCUGGGAACUACUUCCCUGGGAUCAAUGGACGACGUUUCACUGGCUUCGCUAGCGAACAAGGCAGCUUCCCCGAUCAAUGCCGUGUGAAGCGUACCGAUGAUGCUUCCUACAGCUGGCCGGCUGGUGGUCUACAGAACGCUGCUCAGUUCUGUCAGAUCAGCUUUGUCCGUCCUCUUGGUGCCCCCAUCUCCUACUACCCUGCUCAUGUUAGCAGUGCUCCUAAAACCGAUGCUGCCGCUGCCGCCGUUUCGCUCAGCAGCACUCCGGCUGAUACUGAGCUUUGUUACACCUUUGCUGAGUCCAUCUUCUGGGAUACCUGUGGCUCAUCUACGUGCUUCACAAACGAGUGGAGUUUCAACGCUGUUCCUUCUGCAGUCAAUCUUCAACUCAAAAUCGUCUCCAACUUCUCCAGUGCGUAUGGUACCGUUGAGGCUUUGAAGACUACUUGUACGAGUGCGGAGCUCGGCACCAAUGGUCGGGCUGGAUGUGCUUACUCUUAUCUCGGAACGGGCAAGGAGCAAGCUCCCGGUGUGGCCGUGUCUG